This is a messenger RNA of Brienomyrus brachyistius, 4959 nucleotides long. It is a transcript of the gene phf20l1, whose product is annotated as PHD finger protein 20 like 1. Gene Ontology annotation, biological process: regulation of transcription by RNA polymerase II. The transcript has 25 exons. Bases 359 to 3736 code for a protein of 1125 amino acids. The record is from RefSeq and is a predicted model, not a curated record. NCBI's taxonomy places the organism in Eukaryota, Metazoa, Chordata, Actinopteri, Osteoglossiformes, Mormyridae. Gene Ontology annotation, cellular component: NSL complex.
GCUGUGUGACCCCGCGAACGAGGCGCGCGUACAGCGCGCGUGUUACCUUCCUUGGGCCGGAUAGCUGCUUGGUAACCGGCUAGCAUGUCAGCUAGCUUGAUAAAGCUGACUUCUGAGAGCUAGCUAGCUAGCUAAAUGGCCAGCUGCUUAUAGCCAUAUUGAGUAGGUUCGGGCCCAGCAGGGACAGUCAGCUGUAUUUCUCAGCUGAAGUCGCUGUUAACUGUUAUGCAGUGUUUUGACCAUCCACAGAAAAUGACAGAAGAAGCUGUCAACAUAAAGUAAACACUGUCCUUAAUAUCUGUGUACUGUUAGCACGAUAGCCAGCCUUGUGAAAGAAUAUCCCGAGAUCUUAAAGAAGAUGAGCAAAAAGCCGCCUAUUCGCCCAGGAAUCACAUUUGAGGUCGGCGCUAGAGUUGAAGCUCAAGACUACCUACAAAAAUGGUAUCCUUCGCGGAUUGAAAAGAUAGACUACGACGAGGGGAAGAUGCUUGUUCAUUUUGAUCGCUGGAGCCAUCGAUAUGACGAGUGGAUUUUUUGGGACAGUGACCGGCUGCGACCGCUCGAGAAGCCCCCACUUCACAAAGUGGCACUAAAAGACGAGGCGGAAAUGCCUGAGAGUCUCAGCGAGAUUAGACCAUCUCGUCUUGGUGAGCUUCCUGGGAGGUCAGAGAACACAGAGGACCAAACAGAAUUACACCAAAAACAAGAUUUGAGAGAUGGUGAGGAGAUACUGGCCCGCUGGACAGAUUGCCGUUACUAUCCAGCCAAAAUAGAGAGUGUGAACACAGACGGUACUUACACAGUGCAAUUUUAUGAUGGAGUUAUUCGAUGUGUAAAACGAUUGCAUAUAAAAUCAAUGCCAGAGGACGCUAAAGGCCAGUCACUUCUGGAAAGCAGAUGGAUGAAUCAGGACUGGAUCGCGUUGGUGAAAGCGGCCUCAGACGCCGUGAAGAGCAAGGGGACCUGCCGACCACGUACGAGUGCCAACAGUAACAGAACCAAAGACAUGCGGGCGGUGCUGAGGUCAGACAGUGAGGCUGACGAGGCUCCCGAGGACGAGGAGCCCGACCCUGAGAAGCCAGAGAGCCUGAUCAUGGAAGGAGAAGCCUGUCCGUCGCCAAAGGAGCUUGAAAUGGUGAAAAAGAGAAAGACCAGACUGAGGAAACCAGUUAAUGCAAGGAAAGGUCACCACAAGAAAGGCAUCGCAGUCUCGCAGUCAACAAGUGAGGAAGUAACAGAAGAGCAGACAGAUGAAGCCAGAGCCUCAGAAGAGCCCCUGCAUGCGUCUUUUGAAGGAACGCAAAAAGCAGUAAUGGUGGGCGAGAGUGUGCCCCCCCCUCCUGCUCCAAGAGCUGCCCCCCCUGCCCAGAACACCCCCAAGCCUCAAAACGUUGAGCUGAAGCUGGACUCCAGCGGGAAUGAGGGGUUAGGCAGGCUGUCCGCUGAUGGGGAGGACGCCCCAGCUGGCAGCCCUGGGCUGGGCCCUGCAGAGGAGGCUCAUGCUGUGGGGGCUGUUUCCACUGUUCCCAGCACCCCACGAAACACAGAGCGUCGCAGGCGCUCCCAGCGGCUGGCCCCCUUCUCGCCCGCCAUCACCUUCGACCCGGUUGCCACAAGCCCAACCCCUCUCGAUGCACAGGACACAUCCACUGUGGAGAAGUCACCCCCCGACGAGCCCGUGGUGGAAUCGCCUGAAUCGGCGCCCCCUCCCCCACCACAUCAACCCCCCCUCUCAGUGCCGGAGAAACAGCCUGAUGGUGAUGCUUCAAGUUGUGGUGCAGCUGGAGAAAAGCUUGCUCCUCUGGCAGCUGAUGCUGGUUUGAAGGUUCCAUCAAGAAAUAAGCAAAACAAGCACACUAGAGAACCAAUAAUAAACCUAAAGAAAUCUGAAGGCUGUACGUCCCCUAAAGAGCUACUCAUUGACUUGGACCACAACAAGUUCAAAUGCAAGAUUCCAGAAUGUGGCAAGGCCUUCCGGAAAGCCAAGCUGCUAGAUUACCAUCUCAAAUAUUACCACAACACAGACAAGGAGGUGGAACUAGAGGCAGCCUCACCGCCGGGGCCAGGCCGGAGCAGAACCGCCUCUACGUCCCUGCCGGCCACCAGCCCAUUUGAGCCUCUCGUCUGCAAGAGGCAUCGGACCGUCUCCAGCUCCUCUUCCCUGUCCCCUCAAGGUUGUGCCUUAGAGUUUGAGCCUUUAGAUGGAUAUCCGAAACCGCCCAAAUUCAGUAAGAAUUCAAAUUCAGUACUCUCACUCAGUACGGGCUUGACUGACAUCUUGCUGGACUUUCCAAGGAAAGGCAAGCACUUGGAGUGUUUGCACGGUUUUGACCCCAAGAAGGUCAUUGAGAAAGACAAGACCCUACGCCCAGGGCUAAUAAAGACUGAGAAGAAAAACAAGUUUGAAGAGAAGGCCCAGCCAAUAGGAAAAAAGAAAGAGAAGGAUAAGGAUCGCAAAGACAAAAAAGACAAGUUUCCCUUUAGAGUUAAACAGAAGAAGAAGAAAAAGAAGAAAAAGAAAUCCAAGCAGCAGCACAGUUACGUGGACUUUGAGGACCUGGCCUUCGUGCGGAGGUGCUCCUCUCCCCUGAAGCACUGCUCCAGCUCCUUCAGCCUGCCCUCCGGCCCCACAUCCAGGCUCCCCAAAGCCAUCCUAUCAGUGGACCUCACAGGCGAGGACCUGUCUGACAUGGACUCGCUGGAGGACUCCACCACUGAGAGCGCCCUCCUCAGCGGGGACGAGUACCGGGCCGAGGACAGCGCGGACCUCGAUUCACUCGCCAUGGAACCCUUCCAGGAGGAAGAGGAUUACCCCAGCGACAUUGUGCGCUGCGUGUGUGAGAUGGACGAGGAGAACGGCUUCAUGAUUCAGUGUGAGGAGUGCCUCUGCUGGCAGCACAGUGUGUGUAUGGGCCUGCUGGAGGACAGCAUCCCCGAUCAGUACAUCUGCUACAUCUGCAGGGACCCCCCAGGUCAGAGAUGGAGCGCCAAGUACCUUCGUGAUAAGGAGUGGAUGACCAAAGGACACAUGUAUGGGCUGUCCUUCCUCACGGAGAACUACUCGCACAGCAACGCGGAGAAGAUCGUCUCCACGCAUCGGCUUCUCUCUGAUGUCUACAGCGUCAAAGAGGUGCUGCACGGGCUGCAUCUUAAGAUGGAUAUCUUACAGAACACGCAUGACCCAAACUUGCACUUGUGGGCCCAGUCGUGGGUGAACGCGGAUGAGAAGCAUUUGGCGGGCGGCCUUCGGGACUGCAUGCAUUUCCAAGAGCAUUCUCCUGACGAUGCGAACCAGGAUCCCCACGUAGACACCUACAUUGCCAGUGAGCACAGCUACCAGAAACCCUCAGGGCCAGGAUUGGACCCUUGGCCCACCGUCAGGGAGGAUGGGGUUCGGCUGGGGCCGGCCCUGAUCAAAGAGGAGGAGGAGAGGACGGCGAUCAGCGUUUCCAGCUUCCUGAAUGCCAGUGGCCCCGAAGUGUCUGAACAGGAAAGGAACUGCCUUGAGUGGCAGCUGAACCUGCUGACUCACAUCGAGGACAUGCAGAGCCAGGUGGCAGGCAGGAUGGACCUCAUCGAGAAGGAGCUGGAUGUGCUGGAGAGCUGGCUGGAUUUCAGCGGGGAGCUGGAGCCUCCAGACCCUCUCGCCAGGCUCCCCCAGCUCAAACGCAGGAUCAAGCAGCUCCUCACCGACCUGAGCAAGGUGCAGCAGAUAAGCUCACUGUGCUCCGCCUGAGCCAGGAUCCUGGAGCCGCGGCGGUGACGUCGUGGCUGCCUCGUUCCUCCCCAGCGUGGUGCUUUUGCGUAAAUGACAGCUCUGGUUCUCACAGUCCAAGCACAGCAUCGAGAUCCAGUAUCUGAGGCAAAGAAGAUGCAGAUGGAAUUAGGUGAAAAUGAGAUGUAGCUGUAUCCAGUAACUAUAAGACACAAGAAAGUUGAGCAACCUAAGAAACUAUUUAUGUUGUGUUCAGCAGGAAUUAGAUUCAUAUAAUGGGAAAAAUGAGCACUUUCCUGUAUAUGUUUCCUACAUGAGACCUACAGAUGUGAGGAAUGACACACAAAGGUCUCCUGUUGCCCUAAUACAGUGUGUUUGAUGUUGGGUGUGUAAGAACUGCAAAUAAUGUGGAAGUGAUAGAAAGGGAGCUUACCUUUCAUGUGUAAAAUGAUGAAAAAUUGGUUAAAUUCUUGGAACGCACGAAUGUGUCACCUAGAACAGGAAGGGUAGCAUUUCUAGCCUCUCUCCUGGCCUCUUACGGGAGCAUUACUGUAGAAGUUCAGCCUGCCCUUCCAUUCGAGGUCAAAUAGGUGAUUAAUUCUGUUGACCUUUCUAGGAUUUUAUAUCUGUAAACCUGACUUCAUAACAUAGCUGUUGUGCCAAGUAAUGAAGAUGUACAACUCAGAAGUUCUAUGUAGCAGUGAGCAUGGACAUUGGGUUGAAACUGCAGAUUUCUUUUUUUUAAAAAAAAAAAAGACGUGUGACACGUUUAUUGACAAAGUAUUUUUGCUUUUAGUCAGAAAAGGUGCUUUCUCCAUAACAUUGGUGUGUUCAGAGAAGUCUGAAGAGACUUGGACCAUGUUGGUUCUGUCCGCGGCCAUUUGAUGUCCAUCGACGGGCCUAGGUUUGGCUGGUCCGCACCCUGUACUGCAAGCCUUCUGCAGUUAGCUAGCGUUAAACUGUGUGCUUGUUGCAGAUAAGAGCAGAAAAUAACAUGGUGAAACACUUUGAGGUUUUGAACAGUGUACAGUUUUUGUAACAAAAGCAAAAGUAAAUAAAAUGGCUACGACUAUUUGGCAUUUCUAGUAAUCUGUAUAUAGUAUGUUUUAGAAAUGGUAUGGUAUGAAAUUCAAAGUAGACAUUCACUUCUGUACCAGCUGUACAUUCAGAAUUUUAUUAAAAACAUGGGCUGUUCUGUAAAAUACUAUAUGUAAAACUGUUCAAUAAAAAUAUAUUAAUUCUCA